Messenger RNA from Salvia miltiorrhiza (redroot sage), 1889 nucleotides. RefSeq names its product protein WHAT'S THIS FACTOR 1 homolog, chloroplastic. NCBI's taxonomy places the organism in Eukaryota, Viridiplantae, Streptophyta, Magnoliopsida, Lamiales, Lamiaceae. The record is from RefSeq and is a predicted model, not a curated record. The coding region runs from base 513 to 1649 and encodes 378 amino acids. The transcript has a single exon. Gene Ontology annotation, molecular function: RNA binding.
AACUACAUUUCCUUUUUCUUUAUAUUUAUAGCAUGACGAUUUCAUCAUCAAAAGAAAUGAUGAUGAAACAUAUCAAUUUAGAACUUGAAUAAUUUAACAAUUGAUCUAAGAUUAAAAAGUUAGUACUUCAUUUCUUAAUAUUUUUUUACCAAAUUAUAGAUUGUUAGUUAAUCAAAUUAGAUUGUUAGUUAAUCAAAUUAUGAUGAUUUGAGACUAAACAUAUCAAAAGUUAAAAAAGAGAGAGACUUGAAUGUAGCAACAUUUUGUAUACCUUUUUUUUAUAUACAAUAUUAAAUAAAGAAAUUAAAAGGUAGACGCACACAAAUUUUGUGUACCUUUAUUUAUGUGGGAAGAGGAAUAUUUGGCAAGUAAUAUUUUCCAACAAGUCAUAGCUAUUUUUUCACAUUUAUUUGAAACGAGUCACAACCAAUUCGCGACGUUUUUAUGCAGGCGACAAAAACCCAAGCUUUAGAAGGGGUGCACUCCAAGUGCUCGACCUAUUUCCUCAGAGAAUGCAGAGACUGCAGAAAGCAUUUGGGAUGAACAAAACGAGCGAAUCCGACGUCUCAUCAUGCUACACAAGGAUUCAAAUCAUGCACAAAUCAACCGCAGGAAGAAAACCCAAGAAGAAGAUAUACCACAGGGUGCAAGAGCUCGACAGAGUCAUGGAUCUUCAGAAGAAGCCAUCGCUAAUCCUCCACCUCAAAUCCAUCAUACAAUCCCAGAAAACGGCUUCCCUUCUGCUUAGGGACCUCGAGAAGGAAGUCGGCUUCGUGCAGAAAUGGACUUACAUGGCCGUGAUCGAGAGAUACCCCACCAUUUUCCGCAUCUUCGGUGGCCAGGCCGACAGGUCGCCGCCGGCGGUCGCAUUGACCGAGACGGCUAAAAAGAUCGCAGCUUUGGAGGCGGAGGCGCGGGCGGAGAUGGAGCCCUUGUUGGUUAGGAAUCUGAGGAAGCUGCUGAUGCUUUCUGUUGAUUGCAAACUGCCUUUACAAACUGUUGAUUUGAUCUCCAAUGAGUUAGGUUUGCCGCAUGAUUUCAAGAACUCUUUGAUUCUGAAGCACCCUCAGUUUUUCAGAUUGGAUGAGGUGAAUGGGAGGGAGUUUCUGCAUUUGGAGAAUUGGGAUUCUUCGCUGGCGGUAACUGCUCGCGAGGAGAGGCUGUCGUGCCAAGACAUCCCGGUGAAUAAACGUGUUAGGAUAUCGAAAGAUGGCAACUUUUUGGGGCCCUUCGCGUUUCAGUUGAAGUUCCCUGCUGGUUUUAGGCCGAAUGUGAGCUAUCUGGAGGAGGUCGAGAGGUGGCAGAAGAUGGAGUUCCCUUCUCCUUACUUGAACGCGAGGAGGCUUGAGGCGGGCGACCCUAAAUCGAGAAAAAGAGCAGUGGCAGUGCUUCAUGAGCUCCUCAGCUUAACCAUGGAGAAGAGACUGACCUCUGCACAGAUGGAUGCGUUCCAUUCCGAAUACCGGCUGCCUCCUCGACUGCUGCUCUGCUUGAUCAAGCAUCACGGCAUCUUUUACAUCACUAAUAAAGGUGUGAAGAGUAGUGUGAUUCUCAAGGAGGCUUAUGAUGGAACAACAUUGACUCAUAAGACUCCUAUGAUUGAGUACACAGACAAAUUCAUGGCUCUCAUAGGUAGAUCAGCUGUCUGAAGAUCAUGGUAAGUGAGUUCUACUAUGUUUGAUUGUGAGCAAUUAGAGUUGUCGACAACUUGCACGUCCCUCUCCGGCUUCCCUCUUGUCUGCCUCCCGCUCCUCGCUGUCUCGUUCACUACACAUUCACCAUAUGCUGCAGUUAAUUCAUCAAAACAAAGAGAAUCAUUCUUAUGCAUUUGCAAAGUUUAGAGAUGAAAUAGAACUAAUCUUGAAUGCAAAUGUUUGUUUGUUUCUUUA